Messenger RNA from Cloeon dipterum, 1541 nucleotides. RefSeq lists its product as uncharacterized. NCBI's taxonomy places the organism in Eukaryota, Metazoa, Arthropoda, Insecta, Ephemeroptera, Baetidae. Gene Ontology annotation, cellular component: mitochondrion. Bases 170 to 1495 code for a protein of 441 amino acids. The record is from RefSeq and is a predicted model, not a curated record. The transcript is spliced from 2 exons.
GCAAGGCGAAGGCUACGCCCACAUUUUCUUUCGCUGUCCGUUGAUCGCUCCCAAUCGCUCCAUGCCGGCCGAACAUAAACACAUGAUUCAAGAGAGACGGGCGCUGGACUGUGGAAUAUAAAGAAGAUUAUCAAAUUAUAAAACACAUUAACUGCAAAAUAGCCGCAAAAUGAAGAGUUUGAUCGUUCUAUCUUCUCUGCGGCGCCUACAAACCACUUUUAAAAGAGUAGGAAGUGUGAGAACAUACCUUAGCGAUUCUUACAGAUGCCAGACAUCAUGGGAAAACCGUUUGAAGUCGCCUUUGCUGAUCAAAUUGAACUUGGACGAGCUCUACCACGGCAUCGAACAGAGGUAUAACCAGGACAAUACGAUCAGCGGCGUGGACGUGGAAGUUUUCACAUGUGGUGUAAAUGAGGACGUGCACUUGGACGAGGCCGAGGACUUAGUACAUAAGCUGCGGCAGAGCGGUCGAGCCGCAGAGCUGCUCCCCUCCACAGGCCACAACCUCAUCCGACUGUUGUACCAAAGCGGCCGCACGGAUGAAAUGGUGAGGAUUUUACACGACAGGCUCAAUUACGGAAUCUUCAUCGACUACCACUUGUCCAAUGUUAUAAUGGAUGACUUCCUAAAGACCGGUAAAUUUGCCGAGGCAGCCAAGCUGGCCGUUCUACAUGGCCUUCAGGAGGACUCCAGCAACAGCAUCACCAGUAAUUUAGUUUUAACAUCGUGUUUGCAAUGCUUUUUAAAAGGUGUCAAGUGGGAGCUUGAGGGGCCCACGCCUCUUGAAGAACCAAAGGAGGAGGUAAAGGUGCGCGUUCGCUUCUUGAGGAAUCCAUACUUUGAUAACCACUUUGAUCUCAUCGACGGGAAUGCGCUGAUGGGAAAAACAAUGGCCAUCAUAGCGCCCGCUUUGGAAAACGCUGUCCUUGCCAACAGCCUGGAACUGCUAGGCUGGGUCAAAUUUGGAGAUUGGAACAAGCUCGAAAAGAGAUUAAAUCAGCUCAAGUCUCCAGUGCUGAAAGAGGCCGCGGACUUGAUGCUAGCGCACAUAGCCGAGCUGGACAAGGAAAAGCUCCCCGAAUCAGUUGCAAAGUCUAUCGCAUCUAUAAAAACCGUGGAUGGAAAUCUGCUUGAGGCGAUGGAAGCAUCGCUGAAGGAGGCAGUGAGUAAGAACGAGAGUCAAGAUAUAGAAGCGCAGGAGAAGAAAUAUGUUGAAUGGGAAGAAACGAGACAGAAACUGCUGGCAAAGCAGCUGCGAGAGAGCGAAAUAAGGCAAAAAAUGACGGAAAUCGAGAAGAAGAAGGAAUACUUGAGGGAGAGGGAGCAGCUUCUAACCUUCUUCGACAAAGAGGAUCAGUACAACCUUAUGCUUGAAGAUUCUCAAAUAGAGGAAGAGCAGAAAAAACUAACAGAAAAUAAGGUCGCUGUCGAGGAGGAAGUGUAUGUGCCACCAGAGGUAGUCAAGCGGCACACAGUGAAGACAAAAAAGGUCUGAAUUAUUGAGUGGUGUAACUAAAUAAAAAUAAUUUUAUUUAAACAAA